AUGUCCAAGACCGCCCACGACGUCCACGCGAAACGCAUCAUCUUCGACAGCUCGCUGUCAUUCGUGGAGGUGACGGCACGGCUCGAUCGGGAGCUGAACAAGGAUAAGGCCGGCCCGAAGCUGCACGAGUUUCUGCGGGGGGUGAAGACCAGAGCAGAGCUCGAGAGCGGGCUGCAGAACAUCAGCGGCGGGAACGACUUCAUACUUUUCGGAGCGCUGUCUUUCGACGGCUGGCACAACGCAUACCUAGACCAGACAGGCCAGGCGCCGAAGAUGACACAGUACAUCUUGGGGAACCCACUCAUCGCCGCGACGAUGAUGCUGCAUGACCCAUACGUCCCUCUGAACGUCCCGCCGCGAAUCCUGGUCGUGGAGAAGGCGGACAAGAGCGGGACGCAAGUCGUCUAUUUCCAACCAUCGUCGCUCAUCGCAGUAUCCGCCGAUGGGAAUGUGAAGCCGGAGUUGAAGGCGGCGGCGGAGGGACUGGAUGCGAGGCUGGAAGCGUUGAUGAGGAAAGUCACGGUGUAA
Molecule: messenger RNA, 528 nt
Organism: Rhodofomes roseus
Lineage: Eukaryota; Fungi; Basidiomycota; Agaricomycetes; Polyporales; Fomitopsidaceae
Exons: 2
Coding region: 1-528 (175 amino acids)
Source: RefSeq, a predicted model, not a curated record